Molecule: messenger RNA, 600 nt
Organism: Symbiodinium necroappetens
Lineage: Eukaryota; Dinophyceae; Suessiales; Symbiodiniaceae
Source: the annotation of a GenBank genome assembly
AUGCUGAUGGGCUUGGACUACAUAGGCAAGACGAGCUUUUUCGAGGACAACCCGCCACUGCCGAAAGAGUCCGGCUAUGCAAUCUUGCUUGGCUUUGGAGCAUUCUUUUCGGUGGUAACCACAGUGUUGGUAUAUCUGGACAAGCAUGUCAAUGGAACCGCGCACACAUCAGAAUUCUUCAACACUGCCGGCCGCACUGUUAAAACAGGCCUGACAGCUUCUGUCAUCGUCUCGCAGUGGACCUGGCCGAGGACACUUCUGCAAUCCUGCAAUGUGGCAUGGCAGUACGGAGUUUCUGGGCCGUUUUGGUACGCCAGCGGCGCAACGAUCCAGGUAGUGUUCUUCGGCAUGUUGGCGAUCGAGGUCAAACGCCGUGCUCGGACGGCGCACACAGUGUGCGAGAUGGUUUUGGCCAGGUGGGGCAAGCGUGCGCACCUGACUUUCCUCUUCUUCGCGCUGUUGGCCAACGUACUCGUGACGUCCAUGCUGCUAAUGUGCGGUGCUGCCGCAGUAACUGCGCUGACGGGCGUGGAUACGAACCUGGCAUCCUUCCUGAUUCCUUGGGGUGUGAUCCUUUACGCAGCGGCAGGUGGCCUGAAG